CGUUUCUUACCUCUUUCAUCAGCAUAAUUUCGUCUCAGCGAUCCAGAAGGCACACUCGCUGGCUUUGAUUCUAAAAUUGACACAGUGAAGCUCACCACCACCACCAUAAAUUGUUGCUGUCAGGAAAACCCUAAUUUUAUACUUCCUCAAUCUCUCUCCAAUUUCUACAAAAACCUAGUUUUGCAUAUGGCCUCCAGGAAGAAAGAAUCAGAGGGCAUAGCCUUGCUCUCCAUGUAUGGCGACGAAGACGAUGAAAUGGAAGACAUUGAAGACCAUCAAAACGAAGUCCUCAACGUCAAUAUUGAAUAUAAUGUUGCAGAAGAUGAGAAUAGGAUUGUUGCUUCUGAUUCUGGUAACGAUAGCACACCAUCACCUCCACCACCACCACCACCACCACAAGAAAAGCAAAAUAUUGAUGACCAUUUUACCCCUAGAACUGUCAAUUUUGCGACUUCAACACCAGAACAGCCUCAGAUUUCUCUCUCUUCGCCACAACCACAGCAAUUGGUGGUUCCGGACUCGGAUAGAAGCCGUAAGGGUACGCUUACCAUUGUUGAUUACGGACAUGAUGAAGUCGCCAUGUCCCCAGAAGCUGAGGAGGGGGAAAUCACAGCCACUGGUCGAGUUAUGUUUGGUGAAGAGCUUCAAAUGGCUAAUGGUGGUUUCCAAGAAAAUACACAACAACCAAGAACUGUACAGGUUCUAACACCAAAUGCUCAAGCUACGCCUCAAGUAUUUGAUCAACAUGAUCCGUCAGAAUCUGAUGCCAUGAACUAUGCUUUAAAUGAAUCAGAAUCUGCAGAGGUUGAAGAAGCUAUUAAGAUUUCUGUGGAAGAGUCAAAAGAUGUUGAUCCAUUGGACAAGUUUCUUCCCCCACCACCAAAAGACAAGUGCUCUGAUGAACUGCAAGAGAGGAUUAUAAGGUUUCUGGCAGUAAAGAAGAAUUAUGGAAGGAGCUUUAAUGCAGAAGUACGCAAUAAGAAGGAAUAUAGGAACCCUGACUUCUUGCUUCAUGCAGUGACGUAUCAGGACAUUGAUCAGAUAGGUUCUUGCUUCAGCAAAGAUGUAUUCGAUCCUCAUGGAUAUGACAAAAGUGACUACUAUGAUGGAAUAGAGGCUGAUAUGAAGCGUGAGAUGGAGAGAAAGGAGCAAGAAAAGAAGAAGAAUCAAAAAGUUGAAUUUCUUUCUGGAGGAAUACAACCUGGAUCAGUUGUUCCUACGGCCCCCAAAGUUAGCAUGGCAAUUCCAGGUGCAGCAGCCAUGCCUGGUGGUGGGUUGCAGUCAGUUCCUGCUGUAGUUGAUACUGUAGCUCGGGAUGGUCGGCAGAAUAAGAAAUCAAAGUGGGAUAAGGUGGAUGGUGAUCGACGGAAUCCUUUGGCCACUGGAGGGCCGGAUUCUGUAUCUUCUGUUGGGGCACAUGCGCUCCUAUCUGCUGCCAGUGCUGGUACUGGAUACACUGCCUUUGCGCAACAGAGACGACGGGAGGCUGAAGAAAGAAGAACAAGUGAAAAAAAGUUGGAAAGAAGAUCUUGACACAUUGAGGGUUUGUGAUGAUAGUGUCACUGUCAGCCACACUAAUUUGAAGACUUAUAGAAUGUCGGGGCCAAAGAUUGUAUGCUUAUACCUUACAGUCGGAUUGUUUGUUCUGUACAUGGCCAGGAUGAAAUUUCAAUGCUCUUAUUGUAAAUAUUACCUCCUAAUUUCUUCUAGCACGAUUGCUAAAUGGGCGCAGAUUUUUUUAUUUUUUUUUCACUUUACCUUUUUAUGUUCUCUUCACCUUUUUUUGCCAUAUGUAUAACAGAAAUGCAAGUAUUGAAUAUGUUCUGAGCUGAGUUUGAAUGGGCUUAUUGUUGAUAUGGG
Molecule: messenger RNA, 1860 nt
Organism: Ilex paraguariensis (yerba mate)
Lineage: Eukaryota; Viridiplantae; Streptophyta; Magnoliopsida; Aquifoliales; Aquifoliaceae
Source: the annotation of a GenBank genome assembly